CGAUUUUUUUAUUUGAAAAUUUUCUUAUUGUCGGUUAUUUUGGUGACUGUAUGUUUAUGUAUCGCAGCACAAUACAAAUUUGAAACGCUUACUUUGCUGACUCUUGCAGUAUUUUGAUCAUGCCUUUGUGAAAGUUCGUUUUCCGUUCAAGGAAUAAGUACUGUUUGUAAAUGUGUGUAUUAAACGGAGAGAAAUGAGUGACAACAUAAAAGUUGUUGUCAAAGUUAGGCCGCUGAUUUCUCGCGAAAUAGAGGACAAGCUUUCGUUCCAAUGGAAAGUAAAAAACAAUGCGCUGUAUCAGCUGGACGCCAGCGGGAAAGAAUCUGGAGUACAAUACACGUUCGAUAAAGUAUAUGAUGUGAAAACCAAGACCGAAGAUGUCUACAAAGAUGUUGCCAAGCCAAUUGUGGAGGCAGCAAUUGCUGGCUUCAAUGGGACUAUAUUUGCCUAUGGGCAGACUUCCUCAGGAAAAACCUACACUAUGUCUGGAACGGAGACUUCUCCAGGCAUCAUUCAGUUGGCUGUGCUGAAUUUAUUUGAACAAAUCAAAUGCAUUCCGGAUAGAGAUUUCCUGGUUAGAGUUUCAUUCAUAGAAAUUUACAAUGAAACACUAAAGGACCUAUUGAACUGUGAGAAUGACAAGAUUAAGGUCCGAGACACCCUGCAGGGUGUCAAGGUGGAUGCCACAGAGAAGUUCACAUCUUCUCCAGAAGAAGUCCUAGAUAUUAUGAAAGAGGGUGAGGCAAACCGACAUACUGGUGCCACAAAUAUGAAUGAAGAAAGUAGCAGGUCUCAUUCAAUAUUCCAGAUUACGAUAGAAUCUCGAGAGCACACAGAAGACGAGGAGACAGCGGGCUGCGUGAACGUGUCGCAGCUGAACCUUGUGGACUUGGCGGGAUCCGAGCGCGCCGGCCAGACUGGCGCCACCGGCAAGCGCUUCAAGGAGGGCACGCACAUCAACAAGUCACUGUCUGUGCUGGCCCUGGUCAUCAAGCAGCUGUCUGAAGGCUCGCAAAAACACAUAAACUACCGAGACAGCAAGCUUACGCGUAUUCUGCAGAACUCGCUCGGCGGAAACGCGAAGACCAGUAUCAUAUGUGCCGUUACCCCCGCCGCUGUUGAAGAAACGAUCUCCACCUUACAGUUCGCGAAUAGAGCUAAAGCAAUCAAGAACAAGCCGGAAGUGAACGCAGUGGCCACGGAUGCUACAAAAUUACAGGAUUUAACCAAGCAACUAUCCAAGUUGCAGUCGGAAUUGGCUAUCAAAAAUCAUAUUGAACAAGACAACCGUAAGCUUUUGAACAAGAUAGAGAGCCUCCGGAAGAUGAUUCUGAACGGUUUCGGCGCUCGCAGCGUGCCGGGCGGCGCGCGCAGGAAGACGUGGUGCGCGCCGCGCCGCGCCACCAUCUCCGCCGCCGAGCUGCGCCCGCCCGACGACGCCGCCGUGCAGAGGUUCUGCACACCCAGCCUCAAGUACAACCCUUCAGCGUUCCCUACUCCGCGAGAGUUCCAACCGAUCCAGCGGGCGAGCCAGCUGCCGCCCGUGUCGGAGGAGAGGGCUAUGGUGACGCCGCCGCCCAAAGACAAGAAGGUUAACUUUAGCGACGAGAUUAUCGACCUUGAUAGCGAUGAAGACAACGCAUCUAACACUUCGCGUUGUUCACCAUACCACAAAUGCUACAAUGCAUCGAAAACACCUCCUUGUGUGUUAAGGAAGAAAGCAAAAAUUGCAGAAAACGAUCUUAAGGAUAUCGUAGAGUUAACGAAACGAGAAAAACUUUACAAUCCAGAAGUGGUGGAAUAUAUGGAGAAACUAGAACAAAGCACAAACAAAAUAUCCAAGUUGGAAGAUGAAAUUAAGACACUCAGUGCCAUAAACAUAGAAAAAGACACAGAAAUGGAAAUAUUAAAGGACAAGAUAACGCAAACUAAAAAAGAAUUUCAGACCUUUACAUCUGCUAAGGCGGAAUUAGAAACACGAUGUAAAGAGUACAAUACCAAAUUGACUGAUUUAGAAGUAAGUUAUGAAACUCUCAAAACAAAAGCCAAAUUAAGAGAAAAUGAGCUGUUAUCCCUAAUAAAUGAACAAAAUAGUAGCAGAAAAAUUAAAGACAGCAUUUCAGGUAAAUCACUGUCUAGAACAUUUGAAAAAGACCUCGGCAAUUUUAUGGAUAUGUCUAAAGACAUAUCUUUGGUAAGUGACAAUGACAGCAGUAUAGAUUCAUCUAGUAACGAGCCUUCAGGUCAACUGCAGCGGCUGGUAGAUGAAAUGCGAACUGAUAGCAACGCGAAAACUGAUGUUAUUGUUAAUUUAGAAACUGAUAUUUUACAAUAUAAACUAAAAAUUGAAUCACUCGAGAGUAUCUGCACAGAAUUGCGUGACCAAAUUGUCAAAACAAAUGCCCUUUUAAAAUAUACUGAAGAGGAGAAUAGUCUUCUAAAAUCAUCUAUAGAUACUUUAAAUUCUACUAUAAAUUGCCAAAAACAAAACUUAGAAUCUGCGAAUAGUGAUAUCGAAUCAUAUGAGAUAGUUGUCAAAGAGUUACAAACUAAAUUAAUGGACAAAAAUAUUGACAAUGUUGAUUUCUAUUCUAAUGAUAUUUCUUUAGAAAGAAUGAUUGACAACGAAGAAAAAUUCAUAGCUAAUAAUGAAAAUAUGAGAAAUAUUAUACAUUCAUUUAAAAAUGUCCUUGAGUCACGCAACAAAGAGAUUGAACAAUUAAAGUCGAAUCAUAUUGAAACAUGUUCUUCUGAUACUGAGCUGUUGACAAAACUACUCGAAGAAAAAGAAAAAGAGAUCAUGAAGCUCAUUGAAGAAGCACAUACGUCGAAAGAGCAAAUACAGGAAAACAUAAAUAUGAUAAACAAACUAAUGGAAGAUAACAAAGAUUUGGUCAAAAAUACUGAUGAACUCUCUGAGAAGUUAUUGAAUGCUGAAAAACAGAGUUGUGAAUUAGAGAAAUGUAUUAAGAAUUUAGAGAAAGAAAAUUUCGAAUAUACCCAUCAGUUACGCGAUUUCAAUGAGAAUCAUGAAAAAUUACUCAAUGCCGUCUCUGAUAAUGAAUUAUUGAAAAAACGACUUGAAGAAAAAGAGGAAGAGAUUAUAAGACUCACUGAAGAUGCAACUAGUUCAAAACAGCAAAUACAGGAAAACAUAAAUGUUAUAAACAAAUUAAUAGAAGAAAAUAAGAACUUGGCCAAAAAUGCCGAUGACCUGUCUGAUAAAUUACUGCAUGCUUCGUCUGAUACAGAUUUACUGAAAAAACAACUUGAAAAAAAAGAAGAAGAAAUUAUCAAACUCGUUGACGUCUCACAUAACACUAAAGAACACAUCCAGGAAAACAUGAAUGUUAUAAAGAAAUUGAUGGAAGAUAACACGGACUUAGUCAAAAAUGCAGAUGACCUCUCCAAUAAAUUAUUGAAUGCUGAAAAACAAAGUUGUGAAUUAAAUAAACGUGUUAUUGAAUUAGAGAAAGAAAAUCAAGAAUAUACCCUUCAGUUACAAGAGCUUAACGAAAACCAUGAUAAAUUGUUGACAAACUUAACUGAAUUUAAGAACAACAUAAGUGUAUUAGAGAAAGAAAAUGAUGGAUAUCAAGAACAACAGCAAAAAGUUCACAGUAAAGACAACCUUAUAGAUGAAUUAAAAAGCGAAAUUGUAACGAAAGAGAGUCUUAUAAAUUCCCUUAGUAGCGAGCAAGUAGAAUAUAAGAAUUAUCUAAGCAAAUGGAAAUCCUCUGUAAAGAGAGUACAGCUACUUUUGUUGACACAUAUAGCAGACACGAAUGAAGAGGAAUUGUUACCUGACAACGCAUCUACUUUCGACGAGCUUUACAGCCUAUUAGACUCGGUCGCAAAUGCCGCUAACAAAAUCAUAUCUGAAAAAGAAUCAACGAUGAACAAUUACAAUAAACUGCAGGUAGAAAUUGAGGAACUCCGAUCACAAGUGAAGUCUUUAAUUUGUGAUAAUAGCAACCUUGUAGAUGAGAAAGAAAAACAAACUCAUCUCGUUUCUGAACUAACCGCAGAAAUUGAAGACAUUAAAAAGGAAUUACAUGAACUUAACAAACAAAAUUCUGAUCUUAAUGAAGAACUGCAGCUAACCAGUGAAAGGUAUGAAAUUUUAAACCGUGGUAUUAUUGAAAAAGAAGAGUUAAUAACUUCAAUAAAAAACGAAGAAAAUAAUUUGCGUCUGCAGUUACAAAAAGUCUUACAAGUGGAUGUGGUAUCCAGAAGUGAAGUAGAAAGCCUUAAGUCUACAGUUCACAAUAGUCAAACUGAGUUCGAUGAAAUUUUACAAACUAAGAAAGACGAAAUUGCAAACUUAAAACGUGACCUUACAGAGAACGAGAAGCUGUUAGAUGAAAAGCGUUUAGAAUUGCAGCAGCUUUCCAAAAAACUUGAAGAAACAAUAUGUAAUCAAGGUUGUCUUUUAGAUAACAUAUAUAAGGCCGCUGCUAGUUUGUUAAGAAAUAUAGAUAGCCAAAGUGACGUAUAUCAAUUUGAAAGUAUUAUUAGUAGUGAUGUUUACAGUAAAAUAAUUAAUAUUUUGGAGAGGGCUACGAAUGACGUCGUGGUGUCAAAAUCUAACAACUUAACCAAUAAUACUGAAGAAAUCGACGUAACCAUGGAAUUACUUGAAGUAAUGAAAGAACAAAAUCAACAACUAAUAAGUAAAUUAUCCUAUACAGAAAACGAAAAUAGUUGUUUAAUGGCUGAAUUAGAACAAAUGAAAAUAGAUCACAAUAAAACAAGCGUUGACUUACUGAAAAGUAAUGAAAUACUAAGACAACUUCAAACAGAGUUGAGAGAAAAAGUCUUUAUGAUAGAAAAUUUGGAAUUGAAAAUUGAAGAAUGGAAGAAUAAUUUCUCCGUAUUAGAGGACGCAAUGAAGCAACAACUAUUGGAAUUACAGUUCAGCAACAGUGAACUUGAGCUACAAUCACAAAACUCGGCGAAAAGAUCUCUAUCGAUAAAAAGUAAUGAGCCAUUUACUGUUGGGCCAGACUUUAGUGACCUAGAAGGGGAUCAGAAACAGUCAAUUCGUCGAUCUGUAAGUAAUUUAUUAGUUGAGCCAGCUAAUUACUCACCACAAAGCCUGUUAACUUUAUGCUGUAACCGAAUCAUAGACGCUAUUCAGCCAAGUGAAGCGGAGCUGAAUUCAGUUUCAAGUUCUGCUACCAAUUUCAGAACUACAUGUGCUGAAACACAAACUGACGUCUGCGACUGUGACAAAUUGUUAACGGAAAAAUGCAUAAUCUUAGAUGAAAACUUGGAACUAAAGGCUAAAAUGGAUUAUCUAGAGGGUGUUAAUGUUAACUUAUUAAAAGAACAAGAAGAAAUUCGCACAGAACUUAAGUUACUAAUGGAACCUGCACAUGAGUUGCAAAAGAAAAUUUCUAGUCAUAAAACAAAUUUAUCAACCUUAACCGCUACAACAUAUGCUGAAAACAAACUGCUUAAGUCUCAGGUCAAAGUUUUGCAGCAUCACAAUAAUCGAAUCUAUAAUGUGUGCCAGAGAGACUUGCCUGAGUUUAAAAAAUCAUUACAGGAACUAAGCUCAAUAUUGAAAAAUACUGCUUUGGUAAAUAGGCUGGAAGCUAAUAUAAAAAGAUUCUCUCUGCCGGAAGUUUUAGACAGAAAUAGCUCUGCUUUCAAAGAUGAAUCUACUUUAGACGGAGAUCUUUUGAUGCUAGACACUAAUGUGACGUUAGCAUCUGUCGACAACACUUUACUGGUCCAGGACCAGACCUGUUUAGACGGCACGCAAGUAUAUUUUGAAACCGAAAUUAAUACUGACGUAAUUGAAACUAUAGAUCCUAAUAUAUUACACACGCAAUUACAAAUGCUUUCGGUUGAAAAUGAAAAAAUGUCAGAAAAGUUAACCGCAUUAAAAGCAGAAAAUUUUUCACUGCAUGAAAAAAUCGAAAAACUUUCAAAUAAUGUGAAACCUGUUAUUCAUAAAAUUGAUGCUCAAAACAGUCCAAUCAAACUUCACAGUGAUUUACAUGAUGUGACACAAGAAAUACUUGUCAAUAAUCAUCCAAACAGUAACUUGUGCGAGUAUUGUAUGAAUGGCAAAAUUAAGCCGAACUACGAAAAUAUGGCUGAAGAUAUAGAAAAAAUGACACAAGAAUUGCUUGAAGUUAAGCUACAAAAAUCAGAUUUAGAAGAAAGAUAUAACAACCUUAAUGAAGGCAUUUUAGCCAAUGAUCGAUUAGCUUUAAAAAUCAUUGCAUUGGAAAAGGACAAUAAUAAACAAUUCAACUUGAUAGAUCAGUUAACAAAUAAGCUUUCCUCUAAAAAUGGAGAAUGUGUUAAGCUGCAAGAGGAAAAUGAUGUUCUUUCAACACAAGUAAUGGAGGCUAUUGAUGAAUCUGACGAUCUAAGAAAAGAAGUUGAGACUUUAAAAGAGAACAAUAAAGCGUUAAGUGUUAAAUGUGCUGACCUAGAAGAAUUGAUCAAAGGUAACACCGUGACGUGUACACGAUGUGCUCAAAAUACCAGCGCUCCUGGUAGUCCAUCGGCAUCUAAAUCAGUGCUAAAUAGGAGUCGCAGUGAUUCUGAGAGUUCUUCGCGUUGCAAUAAGUUGUCUACGCUUCAAAAUGAACUUAUGGCUGGCAGAGAAGAUUGUAGAACUAUAUCAGAGGACGUAGCUACCAUUAAAAGCCACCUCGAACGUGGUGAAUUAUCCAUGACUCAUGACAUGGAUCUCGACGAGAGUAUGAGAGAAUCUAACGUCUUCUCAUUUUCGAAAGAAUUACACGUAGUUAGUCCAAAGCCUAAUAAAUUCAAAUUAGCAUCUGAAAUACCUGAAGAACGGUCUGUUGACUUUUAUGCUCUGGAUAAAGCAGAUUGCUUUAAUUAUUACAUAGAGAAAACCGGUGCCGAAAACCACUGUACUGAGGAAAUAAAAAUAAUCGAUAUAAUGAAAAUGUUUUAUGAUAACCUUGUUGCAAGACAUGGGAACGAAGUGGAAAACCUUGUCAACAAAUUAAAAGAUUUUGAAGAAUCUAGAAAUCAGUUACAUGAAAAAAUUAAUGAAGUUACCUUUGAGUAUUCUAAAGUUAAUGAGGAAAUAAAAGAAAAAGACAAUCGCCUUGUUAGCAUAGCUCAUACGCUACAACAAAUAAGGGAUAAUAUACAUUCUAUGAAUGAAGAAAUAUCUAAUUGUGAUGCGGACAAAAAUACAGUAUUAGUUACGCAGUUCAAAAACAAUAUCUUGAGUAUCAUGGAUAAAGACUUCGACAUAUCCAGUGUAAAUGUAUUUGAAAACCUUAUAGACAAAGUAGUAAACAAACAUAAAAGUGACUUGUUAGAAAUAAUGGACCGGUACUCGGAGCUACAGGAACACAUGGAGCUUCUAACCACAGAAUUUAGUAGUGUUACUGAUAAUCUUAAUCAAAUGAAAUGCCAGCUAAGUGAACAGGAGAAAGAGUACAAUCUGCUCAAAGCGCAGAAGGAAAAAGUUCACGAAAUCACUAGUGCAGUUACUCUGGAUAUAGUUCAAAGAGAACAGGAUCUAGCUAAAUUAAUUAGCAAUAGCUGCCAGAAACUAAUUGAGAGUAACAUUUUGACACAGAAUGACAUUGACGAAAAUUGGUCAGUAAAUAGAAAAAUAUCAAUUUUGACUGAAAAGUUUAUAGAUCAAUCGAAUCAAAGAGACAUAGCUUUGCAAGAAAAACACAACCUUGCUCUAGAAGUUACAAAAUCUAAGACUAUGUUAGAAGAAAAAGACCAAGAAAUAGAAUAUUUAAAGUCUCAAGUUGAACAAUUACGUGAGCUCUGCAAAAAUGCUACAAAUGAGUUAAUUAUUAAAAACGAAGACCUAGAAACUCUGAAAUCAUUACAUGAGCAACUUGAUGCAGUUUACAAAAGAAAAGUAGAGGAAAAUGACGCCAAUGUUAAAACUGUAGAAAUCUUAACGCAAGAAUUAGGUAUAUUAAAGACUACUGUGAAUGAAACAGACAGUUUACUACAGAAUUUGCAGCUCCAGAAAACCGAACAAAAUACUAACGAUUCUGGAACUAAAGCUAAAAUCGCGGAGCUAAUGGAAUCUAUAAACAACUUGCAACAUGAAAACAAGAACCUAAGGUCAGUUAAUGACGUAAUCACAAAUGAAAGCGAACAGAACGCUUUACAACUAGCUAAAGCCGAUGACACUAUAAAAAAGAAUAAAUCCGAACUAGAUAAAUUAACUGCCGAAAUACUAACUCUGAAUCAGUCUAUGAAGGAAAGCAUGAGCGUAAUCGAGGGUUUGAAAAUGGAAGCUAAGUCGCUGUUGGAACAAAAUGCCGUGUUUAAAAAACAGUUUGAGGAGGCCACUGAACUCUGCUCUCGAUUGAAGUUGAAUAUGAAGACCCAUGAAAAGACGGCUGAGAUACAGUGCAAGAUAAUAAGCAGACUCAAAGAAGAAAAGGAAACAAAGGAUAAAGAGUUAAAGGAGUUGUCCCAGCGCUGUGAAACUCUGCAAAAAGAACUUGAAUCACUCACUGAAGACAAGAAGGAGCGUCAGCAAGAAUUUCAAGAUUUGAGAGAGGCGAAGCAAUCUUUAGAGCGACGCGUCAUCGAGUUAGAGAGGUGUGUGGAGUCUACGCGGGCGCGCGGCUCCCUGUGCGGCACGGGCGACGCGCGCCGCCGUCGCCAGAGCCUGCUCGACUCCAAGCGGGUCAUCGGAGAUGACAAAGAACCUGACCACAAGAAAAUGGAAGCCUACUUCAGUACGCAGGAGAAUCCUGACGACAUGUUUAUGGACGUGGAUGACCAUUCCAACCGCAGCACUCCUGCCAGAAAUAGGAGAUCUGACAGCUUCCAAUCUCGACACGACGAGAGCGAAGAGUUACCGCGGCCGUCGAGCGCGCAGGAGCGACGCCGGCGCCGCCAGAGCCUGCACGACAUGCACCGCACCACGCAUAUUGAUAUACAAGAACCCAUGAAACCGCUGAAUGAGCUCAAGACCAACGGCGGCGAUCAUGACAGUGAAGUAGCAUCGCUGAAAGACCGUCUCCAGCUCUGCCAGCAAGAGUUAGAAGAGCUAAGAGAGAGGUACCGUGAAGUGGAUGAAGAGUGCGAGAUAUGCGCCGAGUACCUGCGAGAAAGGGACGAACAGUGCACGCAGCUAAGCGCCAAGAAUAAAGAUUUACAGCAACAAAUCGCCACGCUGAAUGACAAGCUGCAGAACGCGAGUAUCGUCCGCGGUCAAAAGGACGCGCAACGCAGUUUCUCAAACGCUUCAGUCAACACGGAUGAAGACUGGGCGAACCUGCACUCGGUGGUGGUGGACCGAAUGUCGUUCGACCGCGAAGUGGAGAAGAACAAGGCGCUGCAGCGCUCCGUGGACGAGCUGCGCUUCAAGAACAGCGAGCUGAAGGCGGCCAUCGCCAAGACGCACAAGGCCGUCGAGCGCGCCGCCGCCAACAAGGCCAACUUACAGGAGCUGGAAGCAACCAAGCUAGAGUUGGAGACAUGCAAGCGUGAGCUGGAAGAGUACAAGGAACGCUGCAGGGAGCUCGACGAGGAGUGCGAGACGUGCGGCGAGUACCUGCGCGAGCGAGACAGCCAGCUGUGCCGGCUGCAGGAGGAGAAGGACGCUCUAGAGGCUAAGCUCGCGGCGCUGGUGGAGAGAGAGGCCGGCAGCAAGGUGCAGUCGGUGCGCAAGAAGCGGCAGAGCGCGCACGACCACAACCGCCCCGCCGCCGCCGCCGACACCGACACCGUCACCGGCGCCGAGCUACACCUCGAAAACGACAACUCGAAGACAAUCAACGAAUCGUUGCAAAACAAUGAAAUCGUACAGCUCAAAACGGCGCUGGAGGCGGUGUCGCGGCAGAAGCAGGCGCUGGAGCAGCAGCUGCGCGCGCCGCCCGUGCUCGUGGCCACCGGCAGCGCCAUCGUGCAGAACCAACACUUAACUGAAGUAAUUAAAGAAAACCAGAAACUGAAAAGGAUGAACGCCAAGUUAAUAACCAUCUGUAAGAAGCGAGGCAAACCCCUCGGCGAGUCCAACCGCGAGAACGAUGACCCCGCGGAGCUGGCGUAGACUGUGAGUCUCGACCGGCAUUAUGGUGCUUAGUAUUAUAGUUGGAACAAAAUAAAUGUUACUAUUUUACCAAUGUCUGCGUCAAAGGCGCCCAUUCUUUUAGUAUGUACGACGGGGUUCGAGGCUCCUGACUCAAGAAGCUGCGAAUUAAGUUGAGAAUAUCUUCUGGCAAAGUUGUUUAUUGUGAAUAAACGAAAAGAAAUGAAGCUAUUCGUUCAAAUAUAAAUCAGUAGCAGUAUUUUAUUAGUGUAGUUUUUUAUUUUAUUUUAUGCAGUAUUUUAUUUUUGUCGCACAACAUUUCGAGUUACUAUAGCCUCGUCGUAUUUAUUUCACAUUUUAGUCACAAACUUAAUUAUAUGAUACUCAGUUGCGGCCCUUUGCCGCGUUUGUACAUUUCUAGCAAUUAUAUCUUUAGUAUGAUUUUGGUAUGUCCAUAUUUUACAUUUUAAUCCGUAAUUUGAAGUAGCAAAAUUAACACGUUUGUAAUUGAUAUUAUACACCGUGUUUUUUUUGAUUUCCGUUAAUUUCAAGGGUGCAUUCCUGAGCUUAAAUCAAGUAACUUUCUCAAAGACACCGAUAUUCUAAUUAACUCCAUUUCGGAGAUAAUCCAUAAUUUAUUUUUUUCCUAUAAGGCCUCUACAAGUGUGUACACUUGCCUUAGGGCCGGCUUACAUAUUGAUUAGUGUUUAGAAUGAGUUCAUACAUUUGCUACUAAACUUAAGUACAAUCUCGGUCGAUUGAUGUAUGAAAUGACAUUGAUAUGUCACAGAUUUCAAUUGUUUGGUUGAGUUAAAUGUAAUGCCCGUGUUACAACAACGCUAUAUGCUACAUUUAAUUACUUUUUAAACAAAAAAAAAAACAAAAAAGAAAACAAAAAAAAAUUUUAUUUUUGAAAGUUAACUAUGCCAUUUAGUUCUUAUAAACGUACUUAACUAUACCCCGAAGUUAACGGAAUUCAAUAAAAACACGGUGUAU
Molecule: messenger RNA, 11014 nt
Organism: Cydia splendana
Lineage: Eukaryota; Metazoa; Arthropoda; Insecta; Lepidoptera; Tortricidae
Product: kinesin-related protein 4-like
Exons: 28
Coding region: 194-10039 (3281 amino acids)
Biological process (GO): mitotic cell cycle; microtubule-based movement
Cellular component (GO): microtubule
Molecular function (GO): microtubule binding; ATP binding; microtubule motor activity
Source: RefSeq, a predicted model, not a curated record